AUGCAAAGAGCCAUUUCGUUGAGACAGAAAACAGUAAGCGUUCUUGUUACUUUUAAGAAGGAAGAAGAUUUGACUAGCGCAAUUAAAGAAUUAAAUGGAAAGAAACUCAAUGGAAGGCCUGUGUAUUUGAAAGCUGCUCACUUGUCAAAGAUCGAAGAGGUAGCCAAUGCAGCGAAGAUCAGUGCAAUUCCUUCUAAGUCACCACCAACAACUGCAACUGCAGAUGAUGAAGCACAGGAACAAAAGGCCAACACCACAGCAGAAACAAGUACUUUGCUCGACAUGUUUAAGGAAACUCAGAAGAGGAUUCAAGGUAAAUAUAAAGAAACUAUUGAGAGGCUGAUCAAGCCAAGUGAACCUCUACUCGACGAGGAAGAGGAAGCAAAGCAGAGUGUUCCAAACGGAGAAGUAAUUGUCGCUUAA
Messenger RNA from Debaryomyces fabryi, 423 nucleotides. RefSeq lists its product as uncharacterized. The transcript has a single exon. Gene Ontology annotation, molecular function: RNA binding. The record is from RefSeq and is a predicted model, not a curated record. Bases 1 to 423 code for a protein of 140 amino acids. Lineage: Eukaryota; Fungi; Ascomycota; Pichiomycetes; Serinales; Debaryomycetaceae.